Molecule: messenger RNA, 1722 nt
Organism: Hippocampus zosterae (dwarf seahorse)
Lineage: Eukaryota; Metazoa; Chordata; Actinopteri; Syngnathiformes; Syngnathidae
Product: chaperonin GroEL-like
Biological process (GO): protein refolding
Molecular function (GO): ATP-dependent protein folding chaperone; ATP binding
Source: RefSeq, a predicted model, not a curated record
AUGAUCCGAUCCAGUCUGCGCCUCAACUCUUUGCUGGCCCAGACCCGGCGCUUCGCCUCCAAGGAGCUGGCCUUCCGCUCCGAGGCUAGGGAGAAGAUGAUGAAGGGCUGCAACCUGCUGGCCGACGCAGUGCAGGUUACGCUCGGGCCAUCAGGCCGCAAUGUGCUCAUCGACAAUGGCUUCGGGGGCGCCAAAAUCACCAAGGACGGGGUGACAGUGGCCAAGGCGAUCGACUUCUCAGACAAGUUCAUGAACGUGGGGGCCAACCUGGUCAAGGGAGUGGCCAGCAAAACCAAUGACAAUGCGGGGGAUGGAACUACCACCGCCACUGUGCUGGCCCGGGCUAUCCUUAAAAACGGGCUGGCCCAUCUUGACGACGGUAACUCGACCCUCGUCCGGAAAGGUAUCAACAAGGCGGUAGAUGUCCUUGUUGAGUAGCUCAAGAAGGCAUCUCUCCCUGUGAAGGACGUCGAGACUGUCCGCAAUGUGGCCCGCAUCUCUGCCAACGGCGACGAGAAGAUCGGGUUGCUGAUCUCUCAACUUUACGAAAAGAUCGGCGAUUUGGGUUCGGUCACCGUGCAGGACGGUAAGACCCUGGAGCACGAGAUCGAAGUCAUUGAGGGACUGAAAUUUGAUCGAGGGUUCAUUUCCCCCUACUUCGCGAACGAGGAAAAGACCCAGAAAUGCGUCUUCAAGGAUAGCCACGUGCUGAUCGUCAACAAAAAGAUCUCUGCCUUCACCGACCUCAUCCCCAUCCUCGAGCACGUUAAGGAAAAGAACCUGAACCUGCUGAUCAUCGCCGACGACGUGGACAGCGAGGCCCUCACUCCCGUGAUCAUCAACCGGCUCAAGGGCGGCCUCAACGUCUGCAUCGUCAAGUCGCCUUCCUUCGGGGACAACCAGAAAGCGAUCUUGAACGACAUCGCGACCGUGACUGGUGCAACGGUCAUCUCUGAGGAGCUGGGCAUGGACCUCCGGAGCGCAGGGGAGAAUGUGCUGGGCAAGUGCGCGAAGGUGAUCGUCAACAAGGAUGACACGAUCAUCGUCUCUGGCGACCAGCACAAGAAAGCCAUCGAGGAGCGCAUCCAGCAGAUUCAGGAGCAGAUCUCGGUCACCAAGUCUACCUACGAUAAGGAAAAGCUUGAAGAGCGGUUGGGGAAGCUUCGAGGUGGGAUCGGAGUGAUCAAAGUUGGAGGAGGCUCUGAUGUUGAGGUUGGGGAGGUCAAGGACCGCAUCCAGGAUGCCCUUUGCUCGACCCGAGCAGCCACUGAAGAAGGCAUCGUCAUUGGAGGAGGCUACGCUCUCUUCUACGCCUCGAAGGCAAUCGAAUCUCUCAAGGGAGCCACCCCUGAAGAGCAGAGCGGCAUCGACAUCGUCAAGAAGGCCAUCCUCUUGCCGGCCAAGACCAUCGCUGAGAACGCGGGCCACAACUUCAAUGAAAUCAGGGCCAAGCUUCAGACCGACAACGACAAGGGCAAGGGCUUCGACUCAUACAAGGGCGAGUUCGUGGACAUGGUCAAGGCCGGGAUCAUCGACCACAAGGUGGUCAGGUGCGCACUGCAGGAUGCCUCAUCCGUGGCCUCGUUGAUGCUCACCACCGAGUGCAUCAUCGUCGAGAAGAAGGAGGACAAGCCCGCGGGCGGCAUGGGUGGCGGCAUGGGCGGCAUGGGCGGUAUGGGUGGCAUGGGCGGCAUGGGCGGCAUGGGCGGCAUGGACUAUUGA